GGGGGUGCUCUUUUUGGGGCUCUCGAAACAGAAUUAUAGAAAAAUAUACACAGACCCUAGGCCCAAAGAUUACAUAGAUAAAUAGAGGGGUGAGAAACCAAAACAGAAAGAUGGAAAAGAGCAACAUGAAAAGGGUCUCUGAAUCUAAUCCAUUUCUUCUCUUUCUCCCUCUCCUUUUCCCUUUCUAAACUCAACUCUCUUCCUUCUUUCCUUCCUUCCACUCCAACACCUCCGUCCAUCAAGAAAACAAGAGCUAGAAUCAACAUACACUACCCCCUUAACGAAGGCAUAGAGAGAAUGGUUACUGGGUGGAGAAGAGCGUUUUGCACAUCAAUCCAUAGAGAAAGAGAACCCAAAGUAGUAACCGAGAAACAACAACAACAACAUUGUGACAAUAACAAUAACAGCAGCACCAAUAAUCAAAGUCCCAAAAUCAGUUCCAAGUUCGGAUUUUUCUCUAAUCCCUCAACCCCACGGUUCCAGUCCCAGCCUGUAGCAUCGGGUCCGCGCCUCCGUUGCCGAACCUCAAUUUCCACCGGAGCAACCACUUGCUCCGUCCCCAACAGCCCUAAACUUCAAUGCAGCAACCCCAAAACCACCAAGAAACAAACAACCCUCAGCCCCAGGCUAUUCCAACUCUCAAACCCUUCAUCACCAAAAUCACCAUCAAGCUUCUCACUAUUCAAAUCUACUCUACGGUUAUCCAAAAGUCGAUGUGGAAUAUGUAUGCAGAGCGUGAAGAGUGGCCAAGGCACGGCGAUUUUCACGGCCGAAUGCUCCCACAGCUUCCACUUCCCUUGCAUAGCUACACAAGCGAAGAAGAAUCCAAUCCUCACGUGCCCCGUCUGCAGCACGUGCUGGAAGGAGCUUCCGGUGUUGGCUAUCCACGAAGACAAUAAGCACAAUAACAAAACCACCUCAGAGGCAACAAACAGAGACGCCGCCGCCACUACCAAAACAAGGUCGUUGAAGGUGUAUAACGACGACGAGCCACUCAUGUCUCCAACUUCGGUGGCGCGGUUCAACCCUAUUCCUGAAUCGGAGAACGAAGAUGAGCAAGAAGACGAGAGCAACGAGUUCCAAGGGUUCAACGUGAGUCCUUUCGUUAGUUUCUCUCCGGAAGAGAGGAUCAGGGGACUUGAAAUGUCUUUAUUGCCGGAGGCGGCGAUCGUGGCGGCGAAUAGGAGCUACGAGACUUACGCUGUUGUGCUAAAGCUGAAGGCGCCGGCGGCGCCUUUACAUAAGGCCACUCGAAGAUCUCCGGUUGACCUCGUGGCGGUCCUCGACGUCGGGGGAGCCAUGUCCGGCGCGAAGCUCCGACUCAUGAAGAGCUCGAUGCGGUUUGUGAUUUCCUCCCUCAGCUCCGCCGAUCGUCUCUCCAUCGUCGCAUUCUCUGCCGGAUCCAAGAGGCUGUUUCCGCUCCGGAGAAUGACCGCUGGAGGCCAGAGGUCGGCACGACGCAUCAUUGACGCGCUUGCGGUGAUUGACCAGUCCCGAGACGGCGCUCCGGUGAUGAACGACGCCCUCAAGAAAGCCGUUAAGGUACUCGAGGACCGGCGUGAGAAGAACUCCGUGGCCAGCAUUGUGGUUCUCUCCGACUCUAACUACUCACGCUCCGUCGCGUACUCUCAGAAAUCAUGGCUCAUUUCCUCCACGCGCUUGCCUCAACUGGAUGUCCCUGUCCACGCGAUUAAGUUCCCGGGGGAACGCGAGUGCAACCACGCGCUCAACGAUGACGCGUUCGCUAAAACCGUUAGGAGUUUGUUACAAGUCGUGGCUCAGGACGUUAGGAUUCAGUUAGCUGUGGUGUCACGGCCUCGCCCCGUUGAGAUCGCCGCGGUUUACUCACUUACAUCUCGACCCGAAUCUCUUGUACCGGGUUCCACACGUAUCGGCGAUCUUUACGCCGAAGAGGAGAGGGAGCUUCUCUUGGAGAUUAAAGUCCCCGCCGCUUCGGCUGGAUCCCACCACGUUCUGACCGUACGAUCAUCCUACAGGGACCCGCUAACGCAGGAGAUUGCAAGCCCUGUUGAGCAUGCAAUGCUUGUUCCGCGUCCCAACACCGUACGAUCGUCGUGCCCCAAGAUCGAGCGGCUUAGGAACCUCCAUGUCACUGCUCGAGCAGUAGCUGAGUCGAGUCGGCUUGUUGAGCAUGGUGAUUUCUCUGGAGCCUAUCAUCUCCUAUCGUCGGCUCGUGCUCUCUUAUUGCGAUCUUGCAAGCCAGCCGUGGAACACGUUCGCUGGCUGGAGGCCGAGCAAGCCGAGCUGAACCGUCGCUUGCAAAGCCAGAAAGUUAAAACUAGCAAAGUGGAGGAGAAGGUGGAGCCGCUAACGCCGACAUCGGCUUGGCGAGCCGCGGAGAGAUUAGCUAAGGUGGCUAUCAUGAGAAAGUCAAUGAACAGAGUUAGUGACUUACAUGGCUUUGAGAAUGCAAGAUUUUAAUUGUAAUUUUUUUUCAUAUUUCUUUUAUUGAAAAAAAAAUGGAAAGAAGAAUGUAAUGUUGUAGUACAUAGAGGGAAAGCAAUUAUGAAUAGAGAAUUUUUUGUGAAAAAUGAAUUUUUAGAUAAAAUGUAAAAAGAAAAAGGGAAAAAAAUGGUAAUGGGCCAGGCCAUGAUAAUAGCGACAAGAGGUAGCAGACGGCUAGAGCCUUUUAAGCAUAGGGAAGGAAACAGAGAAUGAGUGAAAAACCCACAUGAGAGUUAAUUAGGCAAGAAGAGUGUUCUGUUUUCUUCUGUUUUGUCCUUAUGCCCUUUUUUCCCUUUUGAUUAAUUUUGAAAAUUCCAAAAACUUUUUUGUAUGCAAAUAAUCAUUUGAUUCGAAA
Molecule: messenger RNA, 2821 nt
Organism: Arachis duranensis
Lineage: Eukaryota; Viridiplantae; Streptophyta; Magnoliopsida; Fabales; Fabaceae
Product: E3 ubiquitin-protein ligase WAVH1
Exons: 2
Coding region: 298-2442 (714 amino acids)
Source: RefSeq, a predicted model, not a curated record